GGAACAACACAUACAUAGUUCUGGAUUGAAGACCUUGAUAUAAAAAACUGACUCUGAUGCACAGAAAAGGAUGCAGCAGUCACAGAUCCCCGCCUGAUGACACUCAGAUGGGCUCUCAGGGGCCCCAACAUCAGGCUGAUAUGGAGGCCCAGAGGAAGGAGUUUGAAGCGUGGCUUCACAUGGAAAAUGACAAACUCACAGGAAUUCUGAACAACCAAAGAUCCCUGAGCGAAAAAGAACUGAGGAUAAGACAGAAUACACUCAAGGGUUUAAAUGCCGGUGUAGCCUGGGGUCAGAGUCAGUUUCGGAAGUUGAUGGCCGGUCAGCAGAACACAUCAGAGGAGGAGGACGUGGAGCUAGAAGAGCUGCGUUACCGCUGGAUGUUAUACAAGUCCAAACUUAAAGAGGCUGGUGACCUCAGAGGUCUGCUGAAACACAAGGGUCUCGGUGGGCAAGGACAGGAGUAUGUCCGAGCUGAAAAGGGGAACAGUGGUCUCAGCUUCCUGUAUCGUGUCUGUCGCGUGGCUCUUCCUCUCCAGCUCCUGUUGUUGGCCCUGCUGCUGCUGGCCUUCAUGCUGCCCUUGAUGGAUGAGGGCACCGGCUGUUCAGUAUCCAACAACUUCGCCCGCUCCUUCAGCAUCAUGCUCCGCUACGACGGACCUCCGCCCACUUAAGCAUCAACAGCAGCUUUUUAAAAAAAUAUGACCAUCUGCGCUUGUGUUGCACAUCAGAAAGCAUGUGUGUAUGAAUGUGUAUGUGCGUGUGUGUGAGAGAGAGUGAAAGUGUGGGUGGCAUAGACAUGGGUUCAUUUUCUCUACAGGCGUUUGGAUAAACCAAUGGCACUUUAACAAAGAUCAAAACUCCCAUCUAGACAUAAAGACAUCUACUCAGGAUCCGUAGCAAGUCGCUCAUGUUUUUAUGUUCGUUCUGUUGUUGCUACAUACUAAAGGGAUGUUCUGGCAUCAUUUACUCACCCUCAUGUUGUUCCAUACAUGAUUGAUUCACUUUAUUCUGUGAAAAAAAACUAUUAUUUUGUUCAUACAAUGAAAGUCAGUGGGGUCCUGUAUUGUUUUUGACUCACUGGCAUUCAUAAUAUGAUUUAAAACAAUACAAAUAUCUUAUUUGAAGACAUGAGGGCGAGUAAAUGAUGACCGCGUUUUAAUUUUUGGCUGUGCUAUUCCUAUAAAUAAUUUUAAUACUGUAGUUUAUCUUAUGUUUAAAUGCAUUUGUGCAUGUUUGGAUUCAUACCACUUGUUUAAAAUCUUUUUUUUGCUGUUUUUCUCAGGUCACUCAAAAACUAAACUCCGUUUGAUGAUAGGUAUCGAUUCUGAUGUCAAAGAUAAGACUGUCAUCUGAAAGUUUCGAAAUUAAGUUCAGUUUAAAAUUCACAGAAGUGGAAAAGGUCAAAAUCAGCACAAACAUUCCUGUAUUACUUCAUAGCAAUGGUGCUGUGCACAUGCGCUCAUAGAAAAGAGAGUUUUCGUUCAAUGUUUUUUGGAAGUAUUGAUUGCAGAAUCACAUGAGCUUUAAGACUCAGUUUUGGCAUUGGUUUGCCUCUGAUUGUUGUUAUAGGGUAUUGUAAGUGUUUUGCAGGCAUAGAUUAUAGAGGAAAUAUAUCCCUGUUUGGGGGGAUUGUCCUUUUUUUAACUGAAUGUUGGAACUCUGUGACCUUCUUGGUCUGUUUUUGAUUUCUCCUCUUUUCUUUUUCUUUUUUGCAAGCAAUGUAUCAGUUGGAAUUUCUAAGGGCCUAAGACCAUCAGGGGUUGAGUUCAGUUAUUCUUUCAGGUCUGCUUCUUUAAGUUCAUGGUUCGAUGAAAGAAAUGACUUGAUUUAUUUUUGUCCAGAACAAUGGCUUCACUCAAAAACAGUCUGUCUUUCAGAGCUGGCAAAAAGUCAAAACACUCUUGGAACGCAUCCUUGAGCUUUUUGUUUGCAGUGCUACUCAUUUUAUUUAGAGGCAUAUUGCAAGGCUUUACAGAUUUGAGUAGUAUUUCACAUACGCACACUGGACUUAAGUACUUUUAUCCUGUAGCAAAAUCUCCUUUUUAAAAUUUUAUUUGGACCUCUCUGUAUAUUAUCUCCUAUGACACAUGAUGAAUUAUCUCAUGUUAAAUGGCAUGCAUUAAUAAUAGUGCAUGGUCAGAAAGAGACUUCACACAAAGUAUGCUGCAUAUUUUUUUAAGAAACCGUAACGUUGAAGCUUGGCAUAUCAGGUUAUUACACUGCUUUAUUGUUUGUAUGUGAAGGAAAAAUUCACCCAGAAAUGAAUGUUUGCUGAAAAUGUACUGCCCUUCAGGCCAUCCAAGAUGUAGAGGUGUUUGCUUCUUUAUUGGAACAGAUUUGGAGAAAUUUUGCAUUGCGUCACUUGCUCACCAGUUGAUCCUCUGCAGUGAAUGGGUGCCGUCAGAAUGAGAGUCCAAACAGCUGAUAAAAACAUCACAAUAAUGUAAUGCACACAACUUCAGUCCAUCAAGUACGUUAUUUCUCUAAUUCUGUUCUGAUGUAGAAACCUAUCUGUAUCUUGUCUGGCCUGAAAGUAAGUACAUUUUCAGCAAAUACAUAUCUUUGAGUGAACUCUUUCUCUAAUCACUUUUUAUGUCAGUGCAAACCCUUUAAUUAUCUGUACUGGUUUCAUCAAUGAUACUGUAAAUGUACAAAACUCAGUUAUGUGGUUCAGCUGUGUUAUAAGAUUGCCAUAUAAGAUAAUUAAAUGUAUUCUGAUAAAGCCAGUUUACAGCACUGUGUGCAUGGGAGAGUUUCUCAUCGGAGAGCUUUGAUUUGGGAAGAAAAUUCUGGGAAUUAUUUUCAAAGACAGCUUAAAAUGAAAUGAAAGCAUUUAGGAAGGGUUGUAAGACAAUGUAUUAACAAAAAAAAAGGUUUAAAAAAUAGAUAUAUUUUAUUACCAUAUUUUGGAUGAAACUCUUAUAAUGUAUCUGUAAACCGAUAAAUAUAUAUAUACUGUAUGAUGCAUAUUACCAGUAUUUUUGUAUUUUACUCCAGGCAAUAAACAUGCAGUGCAUUUUCA
Carassius auratus (goldfish) is the source of this 3025-nucleotide messenger RNA. RefSeq names its product nesprin-3-like. The record is from RefSeq and is a predicted model, not a curated record. Gene Ontology annotation, biological process: nuclear migration. The coding region runs from base 57 to 674 and encodes 205 amino acids. Gene Ontology annotation, molecular function: actin filament binding. Gene Ontology annotation, cellular component: cytoplasm; meiotic nuclear membrane microtubule tethering complex; nuclear outer membrane. NCBI's taxonomy places the organism in Eukaryota, Metazoa, Chordata, Actinopteri, Cypriniformes, Cyprinidae. The transcript is spliced from 5 exons.